Messenger RNA from Plectropomus leopardus (leopard coralgrouper), 2460 nucleotides. Its product is annotated as taste receptor type 1 member 1-like. Gene Ontology annotation, biological process: G protein-coupled receptor signaling pathway. Gene Ontology annotation, cellular component: plasma membrane. The record is from RefSeq and is a predicted model, not a curated record. Gene Ontology annotation, molecular function: G protein-coupled receptor activity. Lineage: Eukaryota; Metazoa; Chordata; Actinopteri; Perciformes; Serranidae.
AUGAAACUUUUUCUUGCCUCUCUGUGUUUACUGGGAACAUUUGUACAUGUUUUGGCUAAAUGCACUGUCCCAGCAUCAGAGUUUCAGCUGGAAGGAGAUUAUUUGUUAGGUGGACUUUUUGACAUUCAUCAUGUCAGUGACCCUGUUCAUGAAAGACCAGAAGCCAUCAACUGCUCCAGUCAACCCUUCAUUCUGUCAAAUUAUCGAAGGCUUCAGUUGAUGAGAUUCUCUGUGGAGGAAAUCAAUAACUCCAACAACCUCCUGCCAAAUGUAUCCCUUGGCUAUGAGAUAUUUGAUCACUGCUCAGAUACACACAAUUUCCCAGGAAUAUUAAAACUCCUCUCAGUCAAUGGCUUGGUCCAACCUUGGGGUGAACCACACAAGAAUCUGUCCAAAGUCAUAGCACUGGUCGGCCCUUUUUCAAGCAGGGACACCCUGACUGUAUCCCAACUGUUUAUGGUGGAUCUUAUUCCGAUGGUUAGUUAUGGAGCUGCCUCCUCUGCCUUUUCAGAAAAAGUGAAAUUUCCCUCUUUCCUACGAACAGUUCAUUCCAAUAAAGACGUUAUUGAAGUGAUUGUUAAAAUCAUACUACACUUCAACUGGCGCUGGGUGGCUUUUCUCAACAGUGACAAUGCUUUUGGCAAAGAUGGGCUCGAAUUGUUCAUUAAAAGGAUUAAGAACACUGAGAUCUGCCUCGCAUAUGCCAAAGGUCUCAAAGACAAUACAAAUUACGUCCAAAUGUUAAAACACAUUGAGGAACAAAAGAUAUAUGUCGUUAUUGUUUUUGCUCCCAAACUGACUGCUGAAGCUCUAGUUCAGUCAGCAAUGCAAAUAAAUGUCACCAAGAAAGUGUGGAUAGCAGGGGACACCUGGUCCUUAAGCAAGAGGCUCCCCAAAGAGGAAGUAAUCACACGUAUUGGAACUGUACUUGGAGUAUCUCAGCCAGUAGUGACAAUUCCUGGUUUCAAUGAUUUUAUCCAGUCUCUCAAAAGCCAUUCUCACUGUGAAAAUUCAGAACAAAAUAUGUUUUGCAAUCAGGUAUGCAACUGCAGUAGCCUGAAUGAAGAGGAAAUCCUUGCUGUGGACUCAUCAUAUUCUUUCUCUGUUUAUUCUGCUGUAUAUGCCAUUGCUCAUGCCUUACACAAUGCCCUGCAAUGUGGGGUUGAUAAAUGUAAUGGGAAUAUUACAGUGUACCCAUAUACAGUUCUAGCAAUGCUGAAGAAGUCAAAUUUUACACUUUUAAACCACAGUAUUCAGUUUGAUGAGCACGGGGACCCCACAUUUGGAUCCUAUUCUAUAGUUUUCUGGAACCAAAGUGGUAAUGCAGAGGAAAUCGGCUUUUAUAAAUUUCACCCAUCAGUGGAUUUUUCUAUCAACGACAGCAAAAUUCAGUGGUACACAAAGGGAGAAGUGCCUACUUCACUGUGUUCCCCAGAAUGUCCUGCAGGACAUGCAAAAAAGCAAGAUGGGAUCCACAAAUGCUGCUUCAUUUGCAAAAUCUGCCCAAAUGGAACUUAUAUCAACAGCUCAGAGGAUCCCUACAAGUGUAUCAAGUGUAAGGAGACAGAAUGGUCUGCAGUAGGAAGUACAUCCUGCAGUCUGCGGGAGGUGGAGUACAUCCCAUUCACAGACAUUGGGGCUAUACUGAUCAUGGUCGGGGCCUGUGCGUUGGUGGGCCUCUCACUAGCCAUGUCCGCUCUGUUUGCCAUCAACUACAACACACCUGUUGUCAGAUCUGCUGGGGGACCAAUGUGCUUCUUAAUUUUAGGCUGCCUCAGUCUGUGUAGUCUUAGUGUGUUCUUUCACUUUGGUAAGCCAACAACUUCAUCUUGUAUCUUUAUGUUCUUACCAUUUCUCUUGUUCUACACAGUUUGUCUAGCAUGCUUUGUUGUGCGCUCUUUUCAGAUUGUUUGCAUUUUUAAAAUAGCUGCCAAGUUUCCCAAGAUCCACAGCUGGUGGAUGAAAUAUCAUGGACAAUGGCUGAUCAUCUCUGUGGCAUUUGUUACUCAGGCACUCUUACUUAUUAUUGUCUAUACUUAUGCAACCCCCAAACCCUACAAUGAAACAUUUUGGUACCCAGACAAAAUCAUUCUUGGUUGUGACAUUAGUGUCAAAGCAUCCUCAGGUCCUGUGGUUUUACUUCUAUCUUUGUGUUUCCUUUGCUUUAUUUUCUCCUACAUGGGAAAAGACCUUCCAAAAAAUUACAAUGAGGCCAAAGCAAUAACCUUCUGCCUGCUCCUGCUGAUCCUCACCUGGAUCAUCUUUGCCACUGAAUAUGUACUCUACCGUGGCAAGUACAUCCAAACACUUAGCGCUCUAGCAGUACUCUCCAGUCUCUUCUCCUUUCUGUUGUGGUAUUUCCUCCCAAAAUGUUACAUUAUCAUUUUUCAACCCCACAGAAACACACAGGAAUACUUUCAAGGUCUCAUUCAGAGUUAUACCAAAACAAUCAGCCAGUAG